Neolamprologus brichardi is the source of this 4007-nucleotide messenger RNA. The record is from RefSeq and is a predicted model, not a curated record. NCBI's taxonomy places the organism in Eukaryota, Metazoa, Chordata, Actinopteri, Cichliformes, Cichlidae.
CGACAUGUAAUAUAUAUAGGUUGGUGUAGCGCUGCAGAGAGUGGGUAGAAUAUACAAAACCAAUGAUUCCCAUAUGUCCAGUAGUAUCCUUCACCUAUGUGCCUGGCCGGCUUGGUGAAGAUGCCAAAAUGGCUACCGGCAAUUACUUUGGAUUUACCCACGGCGCUGCCGCUCAGUACAGCCAGCAGCCAGCAGCCGGGGUAGCAUACACCCAUCCAACCACAGUGGCCAGUUACACAGUUCAUCAAGCACCAGUGGCAGCACACACUGUGGCAGCAGCUUACGCCCCUGCUGCAGCCACAGUUGCAGUAGCUAGGCCUGCGCCUGUUGCCGUGGCAGCUGCUGCCACUGCUGCCGCUUACGGAGGAUACCAGCCGACCCACGCGGCCACCGAUUAUGGCUACCCUCAACGGCAGCCUGAAGUCCCUCCACCACCCCCACCAGUCACCUCGCAGAACUACCAGGAUUCCUACUCCUACGUCCGGUCGACGGCUCCAGCUGUAGCUUACGACAGUAAGCAGUAUUACCAACAACCCACUGCAACAGCGGCUGUUGCUGCUGCACAGCCACAACCCAGUGUGGCAGAUACCUACUACCAGACAGCCCCCAAACCAGUCUACAGCCAGGGGGUGACAUCGUACACGCAGAGCCAGCAGACUCGACAGGUGACUGUGAUAAAGCCAGCUGCUCCUAGUCCAGCUUCUUCAACGUUCUCCAUCUACCCAGUGACAUCUACUGUCCAGCCCGUGGCUGCUGCAGCCUCUGUUGUCCCGUCUUACUCCCAAAGCCCGACAUACAGCACUAAUGCUGUUACAUACUCUGGAACCUCAUACUCUGGCUAUGAAGCUGCAGUUUACUCCGCAGCCUCCAGUUACUACCAGCAGCAACAGCAGCAGAAGCAGGCAGUGGCAGCUGUAGCUGCAACUGCAGCAUGGACAGGCAACACCUUCACUAAGAAGCCCCCCUUUCAGAGUAAACAGCUGAGGCCCAAACAGCCCCCCAAACCUCCUCAGAUACACUAUUGUGAUGUGUGUAAGAUCAGCUGUGCUGGCCCACAGACUUACAAGGAGCACCUUGAAGGCCAGAAGCACAAGAAGAAGGAAGCAGCGUUGAAGGUUUCUCAGAGCAGCAGUAGCAGUGGUAGCAGUGGAGGAGCACUGGCCCGCAAUGCUCAGAACCAGCUCCGAUGUGAACUUUGUGAUGUUUCGUGUACUGGUGCUGACGCCUAUGCUGCCCAUAUCCGUGGAGCCAAGCACCAAAAGGUUGUAAAACUCCACACCAAGCUCGGUAAGCCCAUUCCAUCCACUGAGCCCAGUAUGGUUACUCAGACAUCGUCCACCACGACAGCUGCUCCAAGCAAGACCACACUGGCUACUUUCAGCAGUUCCAGUACCACCAGCUCUCCAUGUGUGGCUACCUCCUCCUCUCCUGCCUCCAGCUCCUCCUACCUGAGGCCCAUUAACCUGGUUAGCAGCGGCGUGGCAGGUGUUAAGAGCCCCCAAGCCAACAGCCUUUCUGCUGCCAGUGCUGCUUCAGUGGGGAAAAAAGUCAACACCCCCAAGAUCAACUUUGUAGGUGGGAACAAAUUACAGACCACAGUGAAGAUGGAAGAUUCCAGGGCAGAGGCCAAAGUCGAGGCCUCGAAGCCUGUCGCAGCCUCUUCAGGGUCCCAGGAACCCAAGACUGACAUUCCAGAUCUUUCCACAUCAUCCCUUGCUGUACUGCAGAGUGAUGUUCAGCCUGUUGGCCAUGACUAUGUUGAAGAAGUCCGCAACGAUGAAGGCAAAGUCAUUCGCUUCCAUUGCAAGUUGUGUGAAUGUAGUUUCAAUGAUCCAAAUGCAAAGGAGAUGCAUCUAAAAGGUCGCCGGCAUCGCCUGCAGUACAAGAAAAAGGUAAACCCAGACCUCCAAGUAGAAGUCAAACCCAGCAUUCGAGCCAGAAAGAUCCAGGAGGAGAAGAUGAGAAAGCAGAUGCAGAAAGAAGAGUAUUGGAGAAGAAGAGAAGAGGAGGAGCGCUGGAGAAUGGAGAUGAGGCGUUAUGAAGAAGACAUGUACUGGAGACGCAUGGAGGAGGAACAGCACCAUUGGGAUGAGCGGCGUCGUAUGCCAGAUGGAGGAUAUGCACAAGGGCCUCCGGGCCCUCCCGGUCUACUCGGAGUCCGCCCUGGCAUGCCCGGCCUGCAGCCUCAGGGGCCUGUGGUAGGAGAUGUCUUUGGGCCUCCACGCCGGCCCGACUCCUCAGAUGACCGCUACGUUAUGACCAAGCAUGCAGCCAUCUACCCCUCAGAAGAUGAGCUUCAGUCCAUCCAGAAAAUUGUGUCAAUUACAGAACGUGCUCUCAAACUGGUGUCUGACAUAAUUACAGACCAGGACAAGACCAAAGAAGAAGACAAAGAGAAGAAAGAACCAGCAAAAGACAGAGCCCUGAAGGGAGUGAUGAGGGUUGGUGUCCUGGCCAAAGGCUUGCUGCUCCGUGGGGACAAGAACGUCAAUCUCGUCCUGCUCUGCUCCGAGAAGCCCACCAAGAGCCUCCUCACCUCCAUCGUGGAGCACCUCCCCAAACAGCUAACAAUGGUAACAUCAGAGAAAUAUGAAGUCAAAGGGUCUGUCCAGGAAGCAGCCAUCAUUCUGACGUCCUGUACCGAGCCAAAGAUGCAAGUGACAAUCACGCUGACUUCACCCGUCAUCAGAGAGGAAAAUGGCCGGGAUGGAGAUGUAACCUCGGGUAUGGUGAAAGACCCAGUGGACGUCUUGGACAGGCAAAAAUGCCUUGACGCUCUGGCUGUUCUGCGCCACGCUAAGUGGUUCCAGGCUAGAGCCAAUGGUCUUCAGUCCUGCGUGAUCAUCAUCCGAAUCCUGCGAGACCUCUGCCAGCGAGUUCCCACGUGGUCAGCAUUCCCCGGAUGGGUGGACCAGGACUGGUGGAUCCCUGUGAAAAGAAGCCCGUGGAUACCCUGGCAACUUUGGGAGAGCAGCAGAGAGAGGACAUUACCUCAAGUGCCCAAUUUGCUCUUAGGCUGCUGGCGUUCCGUCAGAUUCACAAAGUUUUGGGAAUGGACCCUCUACCGCAGAUGAACCCUCGCUUCAGCAUCCGCAACAGCCGGAAGCGUCGCCGUGACAACAGCGAUGGCACAGACAGCUUUGAGGGCGAAGGCAAAAAAGACAAGAAAGAUUACGACAGUUUCUAAGCUUGCGUUAUGAAUUGAAUCUACAUACCAGCUGUACUAAAAUGUCGUAUGCUCGUCUCCUGUGUACUGGCUUCUUUGUUUUUAAGCUCCAGGUGUACCAGCCUAACCACAGCCUGACUUUGUAUGACACACACGUGUAUUGUUUUUAGUUGUAGAUUUCUUACCGUGAGGGCUGAGGACUCUGUGCUAGACGGACGUUUUUACCUGACGUGCUUCUUACAAGAAUGAAUACAGCAGAGCUUGUGUCACUGCUCCCCACCUGUGUGUUUAAAGUGGAGCCGGACUGAACUGUAAUGUGGGUCAGAAGGAAGCGUGAGGAGAAAUAUCAAUGCCUUCAUUCAUCUGUACAGUUGCAUCCAGAGCUGGUCUGUUUUUGUUGUUAUUGUGAACCUUUUAUUUGGCCAACAGAUAUGUCAACGUUCCUGUAUUCCUGUGCUUAAUGCAAGUGCUGUUUGAUGCUGUGGUCUUGUUACGUUUCAAUGCUAAUCUACACUUCAGAUGAAGACCUAUGGGAUGCAGCAGGCUAUGAAGAAUAUUUCAGUGUUGAUAUACCUUUGUUAGUAGUGACGUUGUAAGCCCAGGUAUGUAGUUUUGUCUAUUCAUUUGCAUAUAUAAUAAGUAUUUGUGUAAUCUAUAGAUGUAAAAAGACAAGUUUUGAUUUGUGGAAAAAGUGGCUACGUUAACACUGCCGACUGUUCUGGCUUUUAAAUUAGUUUUCUUGUGUAAUGGGGAUUGUAUUGGCUUGCUUGCCUCAUACCUUGGUUAGGUGCUAAAUCAGUUUUGUCCUGAGGAAAAGGAAUAAAGAUUAUUACUGACUGAG